This is a messenger RNA of Nerophis lumbriciformis (worm pipefish), 3153 nucleotides long. The record is from RefSeq and is a predicted model, not a curated record. NCBI's taxonomy places the organism in Eukaryota, Metazoa, Chordata, Actinopteri, Syngnathiformes, Syngnathidae.
AUGCUGGCCAAGGCACCGCCUUCGACCAGCAAAUUGGAUUUGGUGAACGCCGAAAGUUCAGACGCCGAUCUUACUGACGGAAUCAAGAUGGCAGACCUGGUGGAGAACUUGGAUGCCCGAGAGCUGGAGGACACCGACGAUGGGGAGGAAGUGGACUACGACCUAAACUGCAUGGGGGAGUGCAUCCCUUUCUCGGCCGUGUAUAGCACGGUGGGUUUCAAGGAGGCCAACGCCAAGGUCUUCCUUCCUACGGUGCCCGUUACCGCCCGCAUCCUGGAGGUGGAGCGCUUCACUUCAGCGCAGGAUCGCUUCAAUAUGUCCCAGCACAGGAGCGUCAAUAAGAGCCUGCCCGCCGUGUUUAAGAUUGAGAUGAAGCACGGCGAGUUCACGUGGACGGUGAAGAGGAAAGAGAAGCACUUUAUGGAGCUGCACCGAGAGCUGAGGACUUACAAGACCUUCAUGAGGAUACCGCUACCAUCGCGCAGUCACACUGUUAAAAGGAGGACGGUAAGGAAGAGCGAGGUGAGGGAAAUGCCGUCAUUGCCCAGGGGCGGAGGUGACGAGCUGGUGCGGGACGAGCAGGUCUCCAGUCGGCGGAGACAAUUGGAGGACUAUUUGAACAAGCUGCUAAAGAUGGCCUUGUACCGCAAAUAUCACCACACUAUGGAGUUCAUUGACGUCAGCCAGCUGUCCUUCAUUCACGACCUGGGACCCAAAGGACUGGAAGGAAUGAUCUACAAGCGCUCCGGGGGCCAUCGUAUCCCCGGCAUGAACUGCUGUGGUCACACACAAGCAUGCUACCGCUGGUCCAAACGGUGGCUUGUAGUGAAGGACUCGUUCCUGCUGUACAUGAAGCCUGACUCGGGUGCAAUCUCCUUUGUGCUGCUGGUGGACAAAGAGUUUAGCAUCAAGAUGGACUCCAAAGACACCGAAACCAGGCACGGGGUCAGAAUUGACAGUCUUUCCAGGACGCUGGUGUUCAAAUGCAGCAGCUACAGACACGCCCGUUGGUGGGGUCAGAGCAUCGAGAGCUUUGUCAGGAAUCAUGGAAAAGCCUUCCUGCGGGAUCACCGCUUUGGCUCGUUUGCGCAGGAGCAGGAAAACAUUCCUGCCAAAUGGUACGUGAAUGGAAAAGCUUACAUGGAGGACUUGGCUGAUGCUUUGGAGGAGGCUAGAGAGGAAAUCUUCAUCACUGACUGGUGGCUGAGUCCAGAGAUCUUCCUUAAGAGACCUGUAGUAGAGGGAAACCGCUGGAGGCUGGACUGCAUCCUCAAAAGAAAAGCUCAACAAGGAGUGCGUAUAUUUGUGAUGCUGUAUAAGGAGGUGGAGCUGGCGUUGGGCAUUAACUCAGGCUACAGCAAGAGAACUCUAAUGCACUUGCACCCCAACAUCAAGGUGAUGCGCCAUCCAGACCACGUCUCCUCCUCCGUCUAUUUGUGGGCUCAUCACGAGAAGAUUGUCAUCAUUGACCAAUCGGUGGCUUUCGUGGGCGGAAUCGACCUGGCGUACGGUCGUUGGGACGACGGGCAGCACCGGCUGACGGAUGUCGGCAGUGUGACGCGUUCUGUGGCACCAGAACAGGCCACUUCUGUCAACGCUCAGUCCGGUAAGGCGACACCCCCUGUUGACGGCGUGUCACAAAGCAACGGACGGGGGACAUCCGCCGGAGACGCUGUUGACCUGCCCAAGCUGAAGGGUGUGGGCCGCACCCGCCGCUCUCGCUUCACCUUGUACCGGCACCUGCACAAACACACAUUGCAGCAUGCCGACAGCGUCAGCAGUGUGGAAAGCUCGGGAAGUGGCUCAGUGCGAAGCCUUAAAACGGGUGUGGGAGAGUUGCAGGGGAACACUCGCUUUUGGCAUGGUAAAGACUACUGCAACUUUGUCUACAAGGACUGGAUACAGCUGGAAAAACCUUUUGACGACUUCAUCGACAGGUACACCACCCCGAGAAUGCCGUGGCAUGACAUCGCCUCAGCAGUGCACGGCAGAGCUGCUCGUGACGUGGCGCGUCACUUCAUUCAGCGCUGGAACUUUACUAAGAUCAUGAAGCCAAAGUACCGCUCCCUGUCUUAUCCAUUCCUGCUGCCAAAGUCUCACUCCAGUGCCACUGAGCUCAAAUACCAAGUGACCGAUUGUGUGCAGGCCAAAGUACAGGUUUUGCGGUCAGCAGCUGAUUGGUCAGCCGGCAUAAAGUACCAUGAAGAGUCCAUCCACAACGCAUACAUUCAAGUCAUCGCCAAGAGCAAACACUACAUCUACAUUGAGAACCAGUUCUUCAUCAGCUGCGCUGACAACCGAACGGUGUACAACAAGAUCGGAGACGCCAUCAUCGAGAGGAUCCUCAGAGCGCAUAAGGAGGGCAAGAAGUAUCGAGUGUACGUGGUGACCCCCCUGCUUCCCGGCUUUGAGGGGGACAUCACCACAGGCGGGGGAAACGCCCUCCAGGCUGUCAUGCACUUCAAUUACAGAACAAUGAUCCGAGGGGACUACUCUAUCAUCUCCCAACUGAAGAAGGAGAUGGAUGACCAUUGGAUGAACUACAUCUCCUUCACUGGUCUGCGGACGCACGCCGAGCUGGAAGGCCGGCUGGUGACGGAGCUCAUCUACGUGCACAGCAAGAUGCUCAUCGCUGAUGACAACACCGUCAUCAUCGGCUCGGCCAACAUCAACGACAGGAGCAUGCUGGGGAAGCGUGACAGCGAGGUGGCGGUCAUCGUGGAGGACGUGGAGAAGGUGGCGUCAGUGAUGGACGGACAGGAGUACGAGGCUGGCCCCUAUGCACUGGGCCUACGUAUGGAGUGCUUUCGGACAAUCCUGGGCGGUCAUAGUGACGCCGCCAUCGAUCUGUCCGACCCGAUUAGUGACCGCUUCUACAAGGAGGUUUGGAUGACCACUGCCGGCCGGAACGCCACCAUUUACGAGAAGGUGUUCAGAUGCCUUCCCUCCUCGCUGGUGCGCAACAUGUCCGAACUGGAGCAUUACCAGUCUAAGCCCGGCCUGGCCCAGAGUGAUCUAGCCCGCGCCCAGGAGGAGCUGCGCAAGAUCCGCGGCUUCCUGGUGCAGUUUCCUCUGGACUUCCUGUCGGAGCACAACCUCAUGCCCUCGGUCGGGACCAAGGAAGCCAUGGUGCCCACAGAGAUAUGGACGUAG